GCGACAGCCUCAGAAGCGGCCGCGUCGCCAUCGAGAGCGCCAGUGUUCGCGGGGCGUUUUUUCGACGUGGUUCUUCGCGUACUCCGUCGUGUCGCAGGUCCUAUCUGUCUGUCGAGAAUCACGGUGUAUUGAGUGACGACAGUGAUCCUUCGACUUUGACCCAACACGACGGAAUUGAUCGGCCUGAAAAUCGAGUCGCCCGGUGAAAUAUAUCGUCGUUGCUCAACAUCGCGCAACAAUCCCGAAGAGCUUUGAAACGAGACCUCUCCAAACGAACCGGUAGCAAGUAUAUAGGGACGACUCGGUACAACUGCCAGUGCGACUCCUCUUUAUAAAGGAGGAAGCGUCUCUCGGUUUCUUAUUCUCGAGACCGAGUGUCGAUUUUACGAUAAUUUCCCCGAGAAACGUGAUCGAUGAAACACACGUUUGAUUUUUCACACUACGAGUGUAAAUAAUGCCGGCGUGAGUGUAUGAGAUUUAUGAGAAACAUGAUCCUGUGACAGGAUUUAUAAGCCCCGAUUCCGAGAAGUGCAUCCGCAGACGGGACGUCCAAGAGGGCCGUUCUCGAGGAGAACGACCAGAAGGAGAGCAAGCGUAAACGCUCGGCACCACCUGUGGUGGUGACCCAGAUGAUUAGACAGGAUUACGAUCAAAUACCGGAACAAAAAGCCCAGGAAAGGAUCAAGAGAAAAACCAUGGAACAUCCAUUGAACAGUCGCCUAUCGCCGAAAGUCACGCCUAUCACAGACGAUUAUGAGAUCAGCAAUCACGUGCUGGGUCUCGGUAUCAACGGAAAAGUCGUGCAGUGUUAUGACAGAAACACGAGACAGAAGUAUGCCCUCAAAGUCUUGCAUGACUGUGCAAAAGCACGGAGAGAAGUCGAGCUUCACUGGAGAGCAUCUAAUUGUAGGCACAUAGUUCAAGUAAAAGAUGUAUACGAAAAUACCUACAGUGGAAAUAAAUGUCUGCUGGUAGUUAUGGAAUGUAUGGAAGGCGGAGAGCUAUUUCAAAGGAUACAAGAUAGACAGGAUGGCGCCUUUACUGAAAGAGAAGCUGCACAAGUGAUGUACGAGAUUUGUGUCGCGGUAAAACAUUUACACGACAUGAACAUUACUCAUAGGGAUCUAAAACCUGAGAAUCUUUUAUAUUCUAAACCAGAUAGCACUGGAAUUCUGAAACUCACCGACUUUGGAUUUGCCAAAGAAACACAUUUAAAAGACACGUUACAAACGCCAUGUUAUACACCUUAUUAUGUCGCUCCGGAAGUUUUGGGACCAGAAAAAUAUGACAAGAGCUGUGAUAUUUGGUCACUGGGAGUAAUCAUGUACAUAUUAUUGUGCGGAUUCCCGCCAUUCUACAGUAAUCACGGAUUAGCGAUCUCGCCCGGAAUGAAAAAAAGAAUCCGAUUGGGACAAUAUGAUUUUCCCUAUCCAGAAUGGGCGAGCGUAAGCCAGGAAGCGAAGAAUCUUAUUAAGGGUAUGCUGUGUAUUGAUCCAGCGGAAAGACUGCAGAUCGACGAUGUGAUGCGCAACAAUUGGAUCUUCAAAUAUACGGAAGUGCCUGCUACUCCCUUACACACCGGACGCGUUUUACGCGAGGGAGAGGAAAUGUGGCCAGAAGUACAGGAGGAAAUGACGCGAUCAUUGGCGACGAUGCGCGUCGAUUACGAUACGGCAUGUCUAAAGCAACUUGAUCAUACGAACAAUCCUCUGCUGAAUAAACGAAGACGUGCGAAACAAUCCGCGAACAACGCGACGGUCCCGCCGACUGCCAGUCCUACACCCGCCUCCUAGGAAGAGGAUAGUGCCAGAACUAGACGGAACUGGAUCUUUUUUCUACGGAGAUGCGUCAGAUACAGCAUGGUCGUAACGAGGAUCAUUCUCUGACUGUUGCAUUUUACGAAGCGAAAAAAUUUCCGGAGUAGAAUAGUAAUAUCAAAAGGCACUUAAUCGUAGAUUACAUGCACUUCUUUACACUUAUUAGCGUUUGAUCUAUUAAGAGUGCAGAAUUUUAUUAGAGCAAAAACAAUAAGACACAACAAGGACAAUAUUGCCCCAACGAAUGUAAGUAAAUGCGAUGCCUUUUUAAUUACCGAACGAUAUCACAGUCAUUCUUGACUAGAAAAGACCUAUAUAAAGAUAUAUAUAUAUAUAUAUAUAUAUAUAUAUAUAUAUAUAUUGUUCUGUGAGAGAAAUAUGCUACAUUAAUCAAUUGUAGAAUUAGGCAAACACACAUAUAUAUAUAUGUGUGUGUGAAAGAUAAAUAAUGUUAUUGAGUACUAAUAUCAUAAUGUUUAUGAUUAGCUCGAUUUUCAUCAGAAAUUAAAAUCAUUAAUUGAAUGUAGUGACCUUUAAAGGCAUUUGAGAAAGUUGGCCGAAUUACUAGAUGGUAUUGCUGAAUGUGUGUUGAAUGUACCUCUUCAUUCAAAUUUUAAACUUGAUAAAUCAUAGCACAGAAAGUAUUUAAUAAUGAAAAAUAUUAUUUUUUCUUAAUAAAA
This is a messenger RNA of Nylanderia fulva, 2497 nucleotides long. RefSeq names its product MAP kinase-activated protein kinase 2. Gene Ontology annotation, biological process: protein phosphorylation. Gene Ontology annotation, molecular function: ATP binding; protein kinase activity. Lineage: Eukaryota; Metazoa; Arthropoda; Insecta; Hymenoptera; Formicidae. The record is from RefSeq and is a predicted model, not a curated record.